UCAAUUAUUUUCAAUAUUUUCUAACUAAUUUGCAUGAACUUAAUUGAAUUGCUCAUUUGAUGUGUAGAUGGCAACAGGCUGUGUAUGAGUUUGGGUGAUGGCUAGUAGGUAAUGAUGUAUGAUAUGAAAUGUUUCUUGGUGGAACAACUUGAGAAACGUAUUAACUGUAUUAACUCAAGCACACUCAGUGGAAAGUAUCUCAGAUCAAGUGACAGCCAAGUGAUCUACAAGAACACACACCAUCAACUUUCCAAACAAGGCUUGGGUGGUUGUAAUGAAGCAGCUAUUCCAUUGCAAAAUGCGAAAUUACGCGAUUUAAGUAUGUAAUUUCGUAGUCUCAGUUCUUCUUGUCCAUGUUGAGAACACUGUGAAACAUAUAGCUAUAUAAAGUUUUCGUCACCGUAAUUUAUUACUCUGGAGCUGCCACAUUGAAGCACGAGUUUGAGAAAUUUGUCAGUGAAAUACCUUCGCACCAAAUUGGACAGAGGAAGACUGAAAUAUUAGUAAGCAUUGCCUGUAUAUGAGGAUAUGGAAUCAACUGCCGAUAUUCGAAUGAUAGUUCAAGUUGUUCGACCUCAUCUACCAAAAACUUCAUAUGGUGUCCGCGAAGUUAGUGCUCAAGGCGGCAAAGAUUUCGUCACCGUAACAUAUCACCUUAAGGCUCACAUCGAAACAGAAGUUUUUGAAUUUGUCGGUGCGACACCUUCGCACCAAACUAGACAAAGAUGAAGACCUUGAAUUAUUAUAAAGUAUUGUCUGUAGGUGUAAGUUUGAUUUACUGCCUGAAGAGAUGAAAUCAGCAGCCGAUAUUUGAAUGGUUGUUCAAUGUUUUCGACCUCAUCUACCAAAAAC
Molecule: messenger RNA, 852 nt
Organism: Acanthoscelides obtectus
Lineage: Eukaryota; Metazoa; Arthropoda; Insecta; Coleoptera; Chrysomelidae
Source: the annotation of a GenBank genome assembly